Molecule: messenger RNA, 2490 nt
Organism: Auanema sp. JU1783
Lineage: Eukaryota; Metazoa; Nematoda; Chromadorea; Rhabditida; Rhabditidae
Source: the annotation of a GenBank genome assembly
AUGAAUAUACGUCUGCUGACUGCCCAAAUUAGGCUUUCAAGUCAUCUUCAUCUGUCCAAACGUUUUCGCUUCAGAAAACUUUCAUUCGUACAUAUUCGAUACAUGUCAUCCUUGAGGGAUGAUUCCGUUCGCUCGGUUCUCAGCUCAUCAUUCCAAAUUUGGCAGAAAUCUUCCGCAUUCCUAAAACGGCUUAUGUCGCUCGCAAAUCAAACUCAAACUCUCUGGAAGGAUGUCAACUUGAUGCGGCUACAUAAAAUAGGGAGAUUUCUUCUCGGGUCUUACAACGUCGGCCUCAAAGAUGAAAUAAAGAAAAUUACUCUAGAAAAACCAAGAUACCGUUUGAUGAAUCCGAAAAUCAGUUCCAUUUAUGUGUUCAGUGAUUCAUUAGUUCUUUUAAUUAACAAUGACAUUCGCAGCUACGACUUAAAUUUAGUAUGGACCGAGAAAACGCCCGAAGAAUUGAUAUAUGUUAAGACUCCAGAUAUGGAGUGUAGUUUGGAGUUCAAUGAGGAAGAAAACAAAGAGGGUGGCCAGAAUUGGAAUGCUUUCUCCAUGCAAUGCCGUUAUCCAUUUGACCCCUUGAUGGAAGGAGUUCCUUAUCCACUCACCAGAUAUGGAAGACAUCAGUUUUCUAAUGACUGUGAGCGUGAGAAGCUGAGGCUCUCUGUUUACGAGGGCGAAUGGAGGCGUAAUCGUAUGCACGGAAAGGGAACUUUAACGUUUCCCAAUGGGGAUAUUCAUAAAGGAAUGUUUGUAGAUGAUGUAUUGCAUGGGUUUGGCGAAAUUCAUAGGGCAGUUUUGGAGGAAGCUGAAACCAAUAGUGGAAUGCUCUCGUCCUUUUAUCUAAGCUCUUCCUCCAAGUCUGUCAAGUUUAAUAUUUUUCGAGGAGUUUUUAAUCGAGGAGUGCUGAAUGGAAUUGCCAAGAUACGAUAUUUUGAUGAAAGAACGUACGAGGGGUAUGUAGUGAACGAGGAACCUUUUGGAUUUGGUUUGAUGAGAAGUGCAACUAGAAUACAUGUGGGAUCUUUCCAAAAUGGAUUAGAGAAUGGAUACGGUGUCGAUGCUUGUGCAAAAAGCAAAACUCUUGGUGAAUUCGGAAACACCAAAGAUAAAUUGAAUCGGCUUGUGGUAACUAUAGACGGAGCUGUUACUGAAGGAGAAGUGCUCAAUAAUGUUUUCAAGAAUGGUCGAAUAACUGCAGUAAUGCCAGACGGAGAUACUGUAGAGUAUGAAGGAGAGAUGGACGGAGCAAAUAUAGGCAGAGCAGGAAAACUUAUGCUGACGAAAAACAGGAGCAUAGUAGGAUCUUUCAGUGGUAACAUACUUAACGGCGAAGUUCAUAUUCUGGAAGGAACAAUGGAGUUUUCAUCUGAACGAGAAGACCUUAUGAAUAACGAGGAACCUAAAUUGUCGAUUUGGUCAGUACCAUUAGAGAAACGUUGGAAGGAUAUGUUCGAUAGCUUCAAACAGGAAGAGCUAGGAGUGACAGGAGGUGAAACAAAUUGCGGGCAGGUGUGGAGUAGCAUAGUUUGGUCGAUGGAAAGAGGUAGACAGUUACUAUGCCGUAACGCAGGAAAUAGUGAUGAGAAAUAUCCAUUGAGAAAAGGAUUCUGUCGGGCUCUUGAACAUAUACCGGACUACAACUCACCGUGGUCCCUGUCUUACUACGAAAGCGUGGUGGAGUAUUGGCGUCUUGCUCUAGAUAAUGCAUAUCAUCCCAUCUGUCGCAUAAUGAUGUCUGUGGUUGAUGUUUUCCAGAUUUCUUAUGGGGAUGUUGCAGAGCAUCGGGCAUUAUAUUCUAAUGCCACAUUAGAAGCUAUCAAUUUGAUUAAUAGAGUUUAUGAAAUAACGAGGACCCUCUUCCCAUCUCUGCCCUCUGAUCCCAAUCAUGUUAUUUCUUAUGAUUUCGAACCAGACCAUUUGUGCUCAUCUUCGAAUGAUGUUUUCAAUACAACAUCUUCUGACGAAUCGGUUCCAACAUCAUCAGAUUCGUCCCCUGAAAAAAUGAAAUCAUCAUCCAAGCAAACUGAUAAGUUUCGCUUCCCAGUGCCCGCAAACGAUUUUGUCAACGAUGCUUUUUUUUCGAGAUGUGGUCCAGUUUUAUUCUCGAUUUUCUCUUUGUAUAACAAAGAUGUUAAUGAUCGUUACUGGGAACGGACAAUGUAUCUAAACAACUUCACUGACGUCAAAAUUUUGAGAUACCUCAGUGUCCCGAAAGAAUUGUGGCCUUGGGAAAUGGAUGAAGAUGUUAUGAACGACUUAGAUAGACCAUUGACUAUUGCAACGGCUAGAGAUAAAUUCUACUCAAAUGCAGUCCACAUGCUGCAACAGUUACCUAUGGAAACGAACCCUUCACAGAAGCUCAGAAUACUUGCAGGGACAUUCAGCAUAAUGAGAUCGGUACGCUACAUUUUUUUUCAAAAGUUUCAAACCCCCUUCGCUCUACUCGUUGUCGUUUUCACUAACAUUUACUAUUGGGAACUGAAGUAG